GAUGAGCAGAGUGCAUUUUCAGUGAAUAGAUACUGUCUAAGUUUAUAGUGAGUAAGUCAUAAAUUGAGCCAUGGAGCUUCCAUGUUACACUCUACUACAAGGUCCUUCUGACUCAGAGCUGCCCUCAGAAAUGCUGCUGCGGCAAAACCUUGAACAUGGAGAUGUCAAUGUCAAAAUUGAUGCUCUUAAGAAGACCAUUCAGCUGAUACUGUCAGGGGAGAAACUUCCAGGAAUUCUGAUGACUGUCAUAAGGUUUGUAAUGCCGCUCGAAGAUCACACCAUCAAGAAACUAUUGUUGGUCUUCUGGGAGAUCGUUCCUAAGACAACACCUGAGGGCAAGCUACUGCAGGAGAUGAUCCUCAUCUGUGAUGCUUACCGGAAGGAUUUAUCUCAUCCAAAUGAAUUCAUCCGUGGGUCGACGCUGCGCUUCUUGUGUAAGCUGAAGGAGCCUGAGUUGCUUGAGCCGCUCAUGCCUACUAUACGCACGUGCCUCGAGCACCGCCACUCUUACGUCAGGCGCAACGCCGUCCUCGCUAUCUUCACCAUCUACAAGAACUUUGAGUUCCUGAUCCCUGACGCCCCAGAGCUGAUCAGCAACUUCUUGGAGGGCGAGCAAGACAUGUCGUGCAAGCGCAACGCCUUCAUGAUGCUCAUACACGCGGACCAGGAGCGCGCGCUGUCCUACCUCGCCACGUGCAUCGACCAAGUCAACAGCUUCGGCGACAUCCUCCAGCUCGUCAUUGUUGAGCUCAUCUAUAAGGUGUGCCACGCGAACCCCGGUGAGCGGUCGCGCUUCAUCCGCUGCAUCUACAACUUGCUGAACUCCAGCAGCCCUGCCGUCAGAUACGAGGCUGCUGGCACACUGCUCACUCUGUCCUCCGCCCCUACUGCUAUUAAGGCGGCCGCAAACUGCUACAUCGAGCUGAUUGUGAAGGAGAGCGACAACAACGUUAAGCUUAUCGUACUGGACCGCCUGCUGGCGCUGCGGGAUGUCGCCAGUCAGGAGAAGAUCCUCCAGGAGCUCGCCAUGGACGUCCUUCGUAUCCUGGCCACGCCUGAUCUUGAGGUACGGCGCAAGACCCUAAACUUGGGAGUAGAACUUGUUACCGGGCGCACAGUAGGCGAGAUGGUGGAGGUACUGAAGAAAGAAGUAGGGAAGACGCACAACACAGGGGAACACGAGGAUACGGGCAAGUACAGACAGUUACUGGUGCGCACUCUACACUCCAUCAGCAUCAAGUUCCCUGAGGUGGCGGCCACCAUCAUCCCUGUGCUCAUGGAGUUCCUUUCGGACACCAACGAAUUAGCAGCUACGGACGUACUUGUGUUCGUGAGGGAGGCCAUUCAGCGCUUCCCAGAGCUGCGAAUGCAGAUUAUCGAGCGUCUCUUGAGUGCCAUGCCCACGAUCCGCUUUGUGACAGUGCACCGUCACACGCUUUGGAUACUUGGAGAGUACGCGAGUACUGUGGAUGAAAUUACUGGAGUUGUUAGUUCAAUUCGCAGCAGCCUUGGUGAGCUGCCAAUUGUUGAGUCAGAAAUGCGAAAAGCUGCUGGUGAAGAAGUUGCCAAUGAGGAAGAAAAAAUGCAGCAGCAAGUGCCAACCCAGCAUCGUGUCACAGCUGAUGGCACUUAUGCCACUCAAUUUGCAUUCUCUGCUCCCGGCAGCAAGGGAACACCAACAGUUGAUGAUCGUUCUCCGCUAAGGAAUUAUCUGAUGUUGGGCAACUUCUACCUUGGAUCUGUUAUCGCGAACACCCUUGCUAAGAUGGUCUUUAGAUAUUUUCUUCUUGAAACUGAUGCAUUUGCCCAAAAUAGGUUCGCAGGAGAAGCUAUGCUCAUCAUGACUUCCAUCGUUCAUCUUGGCAAAUCAGGACUCUCUCAGAAACCCAUGACAGACGACGACUAUGACCGCAUCAUGUUGUGUCUUCACGUUGUUUCCGAGCGGUCGUCGAUCUUGUCCGAGAUAUUCACUGCCAAGUGUCGCGAUGCCUUGUCUCACAUGCUCACUGUUAAAACUGAGGAAGAGGAAGAAGCUAACAAAAAGAAGAAGUCCAAGGAAGGAGGAGAUGGUGUCAAUGAACAUGUGGAUGAUCACAUCAGCUUUUCUCACCUGAUGAAAUCGUCGCAACUCUCCACCACUGAUGACAUGUUUGACUUGGCUAUGAGCAAAGCCGUGUCCGGCGUCAAGAAAGAAGUCAUGGAUCUUUCGACCAGCAAACUCAGUAAGGUGCAUCAACUGACCGGGUUCAGCGACCCCGUGUAUGCUGAGGCAUACGUCAACAUCAACCAGUACGACAUCGUACUAGACGUGCUCAUGGUCAACCAGACGAGCGAUACGCUCCAGAACUGUACCCUCGAACUCGCCACCAUGGGCGACCUUAAGCUCGUGGAGAAACCUCAGCCUCUGGUGCUGGCGCCCCAUGACUUCUGUAACAUAAAAGCCAAUGUCAAGGUCACCUCGACUGAAAAUGGUUUCAUUUUCGGCAAUAUUGUGUACGACAUCAAGGGCUCGACCAGUGACCGCAAUGUGGUCAUCCUCAACGAUAUCCACAUCGACAUCAUGGACUACAUUGUGCCCGCCACCUGCACUGAUCUGGAGUUCCGGCAAAUGUGGAUGGAGUUCGAGUGGGAGAACAAGGUGACAGUAGCGACCCACAUGACCGAGCUGAAGGGUUACCUUGACUACCUCUGCAAAUCCACCAACAUGAAGUGCCUGACACCUGCGCGUGCGCUUCAAGGCUUCGGUGAUUAUAUGGCCGCUAACUUGUACGCGCGCUCCAUCUUCGGCGAGGACGCGCUCGCCAACCUCAGCAUCGAGACGCCGCUAAAUUCCAAGGACAACUCUGUUGUGGGCCACAUCCGCAUCAGGGCCAAGAGCCAGGGCAUGGCUGUCAGCCUGGGAGACAAGAUCAACAAAGUGCAGAAGGCCACACUGAAGACCGCCACCGCCUGAACCACGAGUGCACGUAUUCCUGGACACCCAUAACUAUUUUACGACGCCUAAUAUAUCAUAUGGUUACGUACGCUAGCAUCGUUGUUAAUGAACUGCUUUUAUGUUGAGUUGGGAUAGAAUGGGACCAGCUCUCUUUCUCUUGCUUUUGCUCUCCGAACUCUUUUUUUUCCUGCAUUCCCAAAAACUUUUUUCUGUUUAUUUGUUCUCAUUAGAAAGAAUUAUUGCGCUCUGGAGGCAUUGAAAGAUUUCUCUACCAUUUGCUUGUGGUGGUAACAUACUUUAUCAUUUAAAACUAAAAUUCCACGCCCUAUUGAUUUUAUGCCAUAGUGUGUCAGCUUUCAGUAAAUGGUACUUGUUUCUCUUACGUAAUUGGUAAAUUCGUUCGCAUAUUCGAUUUUUUAUGCGUUAUUGAAGUAUGCCACCUGUUGGUAUCAAACGGUAACGUUUUUGUCUUUGUAUUCUUCCCUCCUUCACUGUUCCACAUAAAGUUUCUUCACAAAGAAGGUGCGUCUAAACGAUAUUGCAAGUGUUGAGGUGGCAAAUAGAUAUCGAUUAGAAGAACAUGCAUUGAUUUCUGACUUCUGAAUGGCUGUUUAAUUUUGAGAAAAUUGUAACGUUUUGCGAUUCUUUCUCGUUCUACUGCCGCAAAAAUGUUAUUCAUUGGCAUAAAAAAUGAUGGCUGCAGAUAAUAACUAUUUGAAAAUCGAAGAAUCGUGCGCAGCUAAGGAUUUUUCACAUCAACCAGGAGUUGAUUGAGAUGAAUGAAGUGUGCAACCGAAGAGAACGCUACCCAUGUAUUAAUUUUUUAGUAUUGUUUUGAAGUUUAUUUUAUAUUCUUUUGGAAU
Hyalella azteca is the source of this 3798-nucleotide messenger RNA. RefSeq names its product coatomer subunit beta-like (gene betaCOP). Lineage: Eukaryota; Metazoa; Arthropoda; Malacostraca; Amphipoda; Hyalellidae. The coding region runs from base 71 to 2953 and encodes 960 amino acids. Gene Ontology annotation, molecular function: structural molecule activity. The transcript has 12 exons. The record is from RefSeq and is a predicted model, not a curated record. Gene Ontology annotation, cellular component: COPI vesicle coat; cytoplasm. Gene Ontology annotation, biological process: endoplasmic reticulum to Golgi vesicle-mediated transport; intra-Golgi vesicle-mediated transport; intracellular protein transport.